Messenger RNA from Symbiodinium sp. CCMP2592, 2076 nucleotides. The record is from the annotation of a GenBank genome assembly. NCBI's taxonomy places the organism in Eukaryota, Dinophyceae, Suessiales, Symbiodiniaceae.
AUGAAGCUGGAGGCACUCUUGCAUUCUCUGCAGUCCGACCUUCAGAGCUUGCGCCAAGAGAUGAGCCACUCAAACAAAUGCCUGGGCGAGACUCGGGAGCUGGUUGAGUUCGCGGCUGCUGACCAAGGUCCAAAGGUGGAUUUGGUGAAGGCCAACGUGGAGUCCGGUUUCCAGAGCCUCCGUGUGGACGUGGCAAGCUCGAAGAAGCAAUCCUCUCAAGAAGUUCGACUUGUGCUCGGUGAGAUGGCACGUAUACAGAAGUUCAUGGGCGUUGACUACCUGUCGGUGAAGUCGCUCCUAGAUGUUGGCCCGGAGAGUCCCUCUUCUGCGACGAGGACCUCCCUCCGAAGCGCGCGCACAAUCUCGCUCAACGAGGAUAAGCUCGUGUCGACAACGGGCAGUGAUGCGCUUUCUGAUCUGGAAAAGCCGCCGAAGGAGUCUUCCCCAAGCCGGCGCCGAUCCUCUCGGGGUGCUACUCGGAGAUUGCAGAGCAACGAUUGUUUGGAGGAACAUGCUGGCACAGGCGAGGCCGUCAUCGCCGCGAUGCAUCCCAUUCGGCUGCGAGAUCUUGGCUUGCAGACGGAGAAUGAUACUCACGACCGGGCUGCACAAACAGACUCCAGUAACGUGGAAUUUGCGACGAAGAAGAAGGAGAAGAAGCGGCCAACCGCCGCGCAACUGGAUCCGAAGAAGAAGCUGCGGGUGGAAACUCAAAGAGCCUCCGUGUUUGCCGGUGCAGAUCAGCUCAAGAGAGACGCGCAGCUCGCUUCCAUGAAGCCACCUUACAAUGUGUUUGAGUACUACCACGAGACUGGCCUGGCACAAAGGAUUGCCAAGAGCCCGAUGUUCGAGAAUGUUACUCUGUCAAUUGUGUGCCUCAGCGCACUUUGGAUUGCAGUGGACGCUGAUCUGAAUACUGCUGCGGCCCUCAUCGAUGCGGACCCUGUCUUCCAGAUUAUGGAGAAUGUAUUCUGCACAUACUUCAUCGUGGAGAUCAUGGUACGGUUCUGCGCCUUUCAAAGGAAAUGCAACUCUUUAAAGGAUCCUUGGUUCGUCUUCGACAUGAUUUUGGUGCUGCUCACUGUUGGAGAGGUCUGGAUUUUGACCCUUGUGCUGGCUGUUACCGGGCAGCAAGCGUCGAUGAUACAGGGCACCGGCCUUCUGCGGAUGCUACGCUUGGUGAGGGUCUUUCGCCUGACGAGGAUGACGAAAAUUCUGCGGGCGUGCCCCGAGCUCAUGAUCGUCCUGAAGGGUCUCGCCUAUGCCAUGCGAUCCGUGAGUGUCUUCUUCGGAGUUUGGAUCAUCCUCAUCUACUUCUGCAGUGUGAUGUUCAGGUUGUUCGCUGAUGGAAGUGCGAUCGGCACUGCGGCUUACUUCGAUUCCGUCCUGUCAGUCAUGAACACCUUGUUUUUGCGAGGCAUCUUUGGCGACAACGCAGACUUCAUCGUCAGCAUUACAUCUGUGGACCCCUGGAUGUGGGCCUUCUUGAUACCGUUUUUGGCGGUUGCAUCUCUCACGAUCAUGUACAUGCUGUUGGGAGUUUUGGUUGAUGUGAUGAGCGCUGUGUCUGCAUCAGAGAAGGAGAGGCUUGCCACAGCUUUCAUUGCAGGAGAGCUUAGGGAAGAGCUGGCCAAAUCCAACCGCCACCAGGACGUUUGCCUCACACGGGAGGAGUUCGCGCAAUUCAUGAUGGAACCAGGUGUGCGACGAGUUGCCGAAGACUCCGGCGUUGACGUCGUGACCAUGGCGGACAUGUUGGAUGUGGUUUACGAGGAUUUCUCGAAAGGUGAUAAUGGCAUCACGUUUCCAGAAAUCGUCGAGCUCAUGCUCAGCAUGCGUGGGACAAACCCAGCCACCGUCAAAGACUGCAAGGAGCAGAUUCGCGCGACGAAGAAGAUGCUGAAACAGUAUGCAGAGGACUCAAGCCUCACCAUGCUCAAAGAACUUGCCAGUCUUCGCGGCGACAUUCAAAUGUUCUUGCAUAACGACAAGGCCGGCAGCUUCAUGGGUCGCUCGGGUGGAUCCGAAUCUGACAGCCUUUCGCCUGCUGCCGAAGGUGACGACAGCGACGGUUGA